AUUCACUGGCCAAAAUGUUGAUUCUCCAGCACUUUGACAUGAGUAACUCAUCGAUUGCGACUGACAGAUUGACCAGUGCCUGGAAUCCGGAUGUCGAGCAGCCCACCAAAAGCAUUCUACUGUCGGUCGGUCUUGUGGGCUUCUGGCUCUCUACCAUCUACCAAUGGGGCGUGAAUGUGUUCGAUCCGAGAGCCUGGCGAGGACUGUGACAGUUUCCUCAUCCGGCUACAGUGUGGUCACACGAAUUCACACUUUUAUGAACUAUCCUCAUCCAUGCGAAGACAGCCUACCAAACAACCACGCGACAUCCAACACUCUAGGGUUCCAGAACUUGAAACAUCUGAAGGCAGCAUAACCCCAAUGGCAGACCCUCUUCUAACGUCAAGAGAACUCCUGACUAGUCUUCUCAGCAUCUUGUCACAAUCUGUCAUGAUUCCCACACCGGCAUCCACAACCCCCCCAACAAGCUCCCUCAAACUCCUGCCGCCUUCAGCCAGACCCGUUCUGUCAACUCUUCAUGUUAUUUAUCCCAGUCUCAUUCUACCCGCCCUCGACCUCUUGGAUCGUCACCUGGUGACGCGGGUUCUCGUGCUCGACCCUCCCUCCGCGUCGGAUGAAGCAGCGCAGGCCCAACUGGAUGCCUCCGCAGCUACUUUCCAUCUCGUGCGCUCAGCACGACAACGGCGGCGUGGCCGCGACAGUAACCGCGAGGAAAUAGCAGGUCCAACCUACGUGGUCCGAACCGUGGCUUGGAACUGUUCAUGCGCAGCCUUUGCAUUCUCUGCAUUCACCUCUGAGUCGAACCAUGGGGGUUACGUGAUCCAGGGCAAAGACGACGUCAUAUCCGGCACAGGGCUGUGUGAGACGGGAUGGGAGUUUGGAGGUUUGAGUUCUGACGGACAAAAUGAAAAACUGCAAGGCGGGAAGGGCAGCGCCGGGGUGCCUUGCUGUAAGCAUCUGCUGGCUUGUGUCCUAGCGGAGCGAUGGGGUGUCCUCGGGCAGCAUGUCGACGAAAGGCACGUUAGUAAAGAAGAGGGUGGCGGAUUUAUUGCAGGUGUUUGAUCAGCGAGUACUGGAAACGCAGCGCACUUCAAUACCAGGUGGUCUUAUGAGCAUGAGAGUGGACUCUCGAUCAU
Messenger RNA from Pseudomassariella vexata, 1136 nucleotides. RefSeq lists its product as uncharacterized. Lineage: Eukaryota; Fungi; Ascomycota; Sordariomycetes; Amphisphaeriales; Pseudomassariaceae. The record is from RefSeq and is a predicted model, not a curated record. The transcript has a single exon. Bases 175 to 1062 code for a protein of 295 amino acids.